This is a messenger RNA of Penicillium lagena, 1341 nucleotides long. It is a transcript of the gene psoB, whose product is annotated as hydrolase psoB. The transcript has 2 exons. The coding region runs from base 1 to 1341 and encodes 446 amino acids. The record is from RefSeq and is a predicted model, not a curated record. Gene Ontology annotation, molecular function: hydrolase activity. NCBI's taxonomy places the organism in Eukaryota, Fungi, Ascomycota, Eurotiomycetes, Eurotiales, Aspergillaceae.
AUGCGUAUCAUCAAUACUUUGGCUCUACUGAGCACACCUUUGAUUCUGCCAGUAGUAUCAGAGGAUCCGUCCGCCAUUUUCCCCCUCAGCAGCAACACGGAGUUCUCCUUCGUCUUGGAGACGGUCCUAUCGCUCAGCAAUAAUCAGGGUGCUCAGACUGGCGAGGUCUUGCGAGCAGCAAGCCAAAUCGUCCCAAAUGACUUUGAGAGCUGGUAUAAAGAGUUUCUGUUCUUGGGUGAUUCCAUUCAUGCGAAGGCCGCUGCAAUCAACGCCUCGCGCUUCCCAGCCUCGGCUCGAUCGGCUUACUUUCGCUCUUCCACUUACUACCGCUUUGCUCCUUUCUUCCUGCAUGCGAAUGCAAGUGAUCCACGAAUCAAUGAGAUCGGAGCUCGCUCUGUUGCGGACUUCGACAAAGCUGCGGCCCUGCUUCCUCGGCCCGCCAUCAAGGCCAAUCUCUCGGCCUCUAGUCCCAACGUUCCGAAUGAACAUUUCUCCGUGCCUGUCAGGUUCUUCGAAGGACAGUCAGUUAAGAAGCGACUACCUACAAUCAUCGUCGGAACUGGAUACGACGGUACACAGGAGGACCUAUUCCACGAGAUGGGCGUUGAGAUCCUAGCUCGCGGUUGGAACGUCAUUACCUACGAGGGGCCUGGCCAGCCAACCGUUCUCCGCGAGCAGAAUCUCGGCUUCAUUCCAGAUUGGUGGAACGUUGUCACGCCAAUCGUGGACUACCUGGCCACUCGCUGCGACGUCGAAAUGAACCAGGUUGCGCUGGUGGGCAUUUCCUUCGGCGGCCAACUUGCUCCACUCGCUGCAUCACACGAGCCCCGUCUGUCCGCCGUGCUAUCUAUCGACGGCUUGAGUGACAUGUAUUCGGUCUUUGCAAGUCAGUUCCCGUCUACGCUAUUGGACCUCUACAACAAUGGCCAUUAUGCCGAGUUUGACGAGGCCCUCCUCGCCACGAUACACAACACCUCUGUCCCAACUCAGUUGCGCUGGAUCCUCGCCCAAUCGUUGUUCUCAUUCAAUACAGACAGUCCUUCCGAUUGGUGGCGUCGUUUGCCCGCAUUUGCCGCCAACGAAACUGUACUUCAUCAUAUCAAAUAUCCUGCCUUCAUUGGCAAAGGCGAGGAUGAUAGCUCUGCACCGAGCCAACCCGAAGAAAUGAUCAAAUGGCUAGGAAAUAAAGGUACCUUCAACCUCUUCCGCACGGAUCUUGGUGCUGGCGAACACUGUCAGAUCGGGGCCGAAGCCCAGUUGACCCAAGUCACAUUGGACUGGUUGGCCGAUGUCUGGGACCAUGUUACAUUGCCAGCGAAUUUGACCAGCGGUACGUAUUGA